Messenger RNA from Photinus pyralis (common eastern firefly), 1205 nucleotides. RefSeq lists its product as uncharacterized. The transcript is spliced from 3 exons. The record is from RefSeq and is a predicted model, not a curated record. The coding region runs from base 1 to 1185 and encodes 394 amino acids. Lineage: Eukaryota; Metazoa; Arthropoda; Insecta; Coleoptera; Lampyridae.
AUGGUUUCAAAUACUGAUUUGGCCUUCCUGGCCCUAACAUUGGUUGUCCUCAACAAGCGGAAAAAAGAGAAAACGACGGUGGUCCAAGGAGUGGAACCAGAAGACUAUAGGAACUUUUUGAGAAUGGACGGAGAAAGUUUCGAUUAUCUGCUGGAGUUAGUAAGGCCCGACAUCGAGAAGAAGGAUACAAAUAUGCGUGAAGCGAUUCCUGCAAGCCAGAGACUGUCUAUCACACUGAGGUAUCUAGCGUCUGGUGCAGAUUUGGAAGACCUAAAAUUCACUUGCGCCAUAGCACCUCAAACUCUGGAGUCCAUCAUAAUGGAAACUUGUUCGGCAAUAACGAAGGCAUUGAAGAAAAACAUUCAGGUUCCGAAAUCGCAAGAUGGAUGGGAAAGAGUAUCGCAGGAGUUCGAAGAACAAUGGAAUUUCCCCAAUUGCUUAGGGAGCGCUGACGGUAAACACGUGGCAAUCCAAAAACCACCCAAUUCCGGAUCAUACUAUUACAAUUACAAGGGAUAUUUCAGCAUUGUGCUUAUGGCUGUUGUUGAUGCUAACUACAAAUUUCUGAUGGUGGAUGUGGGAGCGAAUGGUCGAGUGUCUGAUGGUGGCGUUAUGAAAAACACCUUAUUUUGGCGCAAGUUGUCUGAGAACCAGCUUAACUUGCCUGAUCCUCGACAGUUACCAGGCACUUCUAAGAAAUGUCCGUACGUGUUUCUUGGCGAUGAAGCUUUCCAACUUCACCCUAAUUUCAUGAAACCGUACAAUAGGGCUGCUCUGACAAAUGAUAAAACGAUUUACAACUACAGACUCUCCCGAGCCAGAAGAGUCGUGGAGAAUGCGUUCGGAAUAUUAACGAAAAGAUUUAAAAUAUUUCAAAAACCCAUUAAAUUUGAGCCAUUAAAAGUUAGAAAAAUCGUUAUGACAUAUUGCCAUUUGCAUAACUAUUUAUGCUCAAAAAACAGAGCUAACUAUUUGCCACCUCAGGACAUUGACAAUGAAGACGUUACUACUGGUGCUAAGGAACUUGGGUCAUGGAGACAAGACACUCCACAGAUGCUUUCCCUUCAAAAGACUAAAGGCAAUGCAACAGUAUUAGCAAAAACAAUAAGGGACGACUUCUGCGAGUUCUUUAACACCUCUGGGGCAGUUGCGUGGCAAAAUAAGUACCUCAUUAUUAAUAAGUGACAAUAUUUAGUGUUGAUAUA